AUGGCUCCCAUCCCGAUCCGUCACGAUGACCGUGAGCAUCACAUGGAGGCUGGACUCUUGAGCACUGCGGACCAGGAGAAGAUUGUUUACAUCCGGGAACUCGGCGACCAGCGUCUAUCAGAGGAGCUCGACCGGACCCAGGAGGAACCUUCCCGUAGGAUGUCGCCCUCCCGCAAGCUCGCCACGGCCGUCGUCUUUGGUCUUUUUGUCGGCUUGGGCCUCACCAUCGCCAGGGACUCCACCGUUCGGAGGAGAUGCCAUGAUGUUGUUCAUGGCGUUUCGGACCACCAGGCCAAGGUCAUCAUGGUCGACGUCCCCGAGGUGAAGACUGCGUCUCCCGACCUUCUUCACAGGCUUUUGCAUGCCUAUCUCCCCGAGAGGUUCAAGGAUGGCGUGUAUCCUUCGGACGAUCAUGCUCUCAAGGCGGUCCACGCGGAGGAUCCUGCCGUGGGCACCGUUCUGGCCGAGCUGGCCAAGCGUCAGGAGGGUGGCGGCAACACGACGUCCCCUGGCGGUGGUGCUGUCAGCCAAACGCCUACGCCUACGCCUACGCCUUCCUCGACGCCGACACCGACACCAACGCCUUCUACGCCAUCCACGAGCAGCACGCCGCCGUCCACCUCGCAGACGCCGCCGUCCUCGACAUCAACGCCUAGCCAGUCGACUCCUAGCAGCACCAGCGUGUCCACCCCUUCGCCUACUUCGAGCACCCCUAUCCCACCAACCUCCAGCUCGACUCAGGCUCCCCCUCCUACCUCCACCCCGUCAAGCACUUCGGAAAGGCCCUCCAGCACAUCGACCCCCUCCCAGGAGCCCUCUUCUUCCUCUGGUACGUCUACGGCUCGCGAGCCAACCAGCUCGGCGUUUUCUUCCUCUACGAGUGCUCCAGUGUCCACGUCCUCUUCUUCCACAGCGACGUCUGAAUUACCUCCGACGACGUCGACAUCCACGCAGCAAACAACUGUGGCAGACUCGUCCACACCUGCUCCUACCACCACCCAGGAGACCAUCACCACCGGCUCCAUCACCACCUCGAAACCCGUGCGAAAGACGCUGACCACGACACUGCCCGAUGGAGGCGUCACCACCCUCACGUCUACGUCGUGGGUCGCCGUCGUCCCGACUGGCUCGCCCAGCGGUACCUCCGGCAACCCAGACCUGCAGAACGCUGCCCCUCGAAGCCAAGGCGCUGCCGGUCUUGCCGUAGCGGCUGGGGCGGUUUUGGCCGGAGUCAUGCUGGCGUAG
This is a messenger RNA of Purpureocillium takamizusanense, 1245 nucleotides long. RefSeq lists its product as uncharacterized. The transcript is spliced from 4 exons. Bases 1 to 1245 code for a protein of 414 amino acids. NCBI's taxonomy places the organism in Eukaryota, Fungi, Ascomycota, Sordariomycetes, Hypocreales, Ophiocordycipitaceae. The record is from RefSeq and is a predicted model, not a curated record.